Molecule: messenger RNA, 732 nt
Organism: Monoraphidium neglectum
Lineage: Eukaryota; Viridiplantae; Chlorophyta; Chlorophyceae; Sphaeropleales; Selenastraceae
Exons: 1
Coding region: 1-732 (243 amino acids)
Source: RefSeq, a predicted model, not a curated record
AUGCAGCUGGCCAAUGACGGGCGGCCCAUCCCACCGUUCCAGCGGUGGAGCUUUACACGGCCGCGCUACGCGCAGUACUUGGCCGACAUGGCCGCGGUGCACUGCGCCAUGGAGGACGCGCUGCACCAGGCCCUGGGAGGCGGUGCCGGCGGUGGCGGCAAUGACGCGGUUGGCCCCAGCGGUCCUGUGCGAGCGGCGCUGGGACGGCUGGGGGCCAGCAGCGGGCUGCAUCGCGGGGAGCAGCUGCGGCUGGACCUCGCGGCCCUGGUCGCUGCGGGAGGCGGCGGAAACGGGGGCGGCAGCGGCGGCGGCAGCGGCGGCGGCGGCUCCACGCCUCCCACAGUCAGCGGCAGCAGCGCGGCGUUUGCAGCCUACGUGACGCAGCUGGGCGGCGCCGCGCGCUCCCAAGCCGGCAGCGCCGCCGAGCGUGACCGCGCCGCGCUGCGGCUGCUGGCCUGCGCCUACAGCCUGCUGGUCGGGUUCAUGUCCACCGGCGCGCGCGUCGGCGCGGCGGCGGCCGAACGCGCGGGCGCGGCGGCGGCGGGUGCCCUGCAGUGCUACACGGCGUACCCCUCCCUGGACAAGCGCGACCCCGCGGCGGCGCUGGUGGCGGCGGUGGACGCGGCGGGGGCUGACCUGUCGCAAGAGCAGCGCCAGGUGUUGUAUGACGAGCUUCCGCGCGCCUUCCCCAAGGCGGCGCUGAUCGUGGCGGCCCUCGCCCACAAGGACUAG